AACCCAUAAUGACGUCCAGGAGGGAGAGUGAGAGGGGAGCAAUCAUCUCUCCAAGGAGUCACCGGCAAAGGACAUCAAAGGCAAGCCGGCUUCCUGAGGCAAGGAGAGAGCGACUGCAGAAGGACAAACCAAAAACAAUAAAGGUUAAGGUAGAGCAGGAGGCAGAUGUGAAGGUAAAAUCCACUGUGGUGGACAUAGACAGAGUGAGAGAUGACCAGGUCAAGGAGGAGAACCUGGGGCCCCUGGAGGCAGCAGAGCAGGAAGAUGGUUUGAAGAGCAUGGGCCUGGGAGUGUUUGAGUGGCUGCUGAUGGUAUUUGUCUUGGCUCUGGUCCUCAUCUUACUCCCUCUGUCCAUCUGGUUCUGUGUCAAAGUAGUGAGGGAGCAUGAGAGAGCUGUGGUCUUCAGACUUGGUCACCUUCUGUGUGGAAGACCCAGAGGCCCAGGUCUUCUUUUCUACCUCCCAUUCAUUGAUGUGUGUCACAAAGUUGACAUCCGACUGAAAAUGCUGAAGGUUCCUCCUCACACGGUGGUGACAAAGGACUUGGUGAGGCCAGAGCUGAGUGUGGUGUGUUAUUACCAAAUAGAGAAUAUGGCUCUGUGCAGCACAGCCCUGUCUAGUCUGACCACAGUGUUGCAGACUGUUGUCCAGGCAGCGGUCAGAGAUGUAGUCGCCCAACAUGCAUUCAGCCACGUCCUGCUGCAAAGGAGAAGGAUUGGUCAGCAGAUACAAGCAGCUGUUGACUCCGUCGCUUGCCGCUGGGGCAUCCGUGUGGAGAGAGCAGAUAUAGACGAGUUCAGUAUUCCCAUGGAGUUACAACAAAGUCUGGCUGCUGAGGCAGAGGCCAAGAAACAACAGCAGGCCAGAGUAAAAGCAGCAGAAUCAGAGACCACUGCGUGGGAGAGUUUGAGGGCCUCCUUCCGUCACAUGCAUCCAGCCUUGGUCCUUCCAUUCCCCCCAGAUGUCCUCAAUCUGACCUCUGACCACUCAGCCUUACCUCCACCUCCACCACCUCCUGCUGUGGAAGAAGAAGAGGGGAAAAGUACAGAAGGGGACCAAGAAACAGACUCACCAAUGAUGUGACAGGACAUAAAUCAAGACAUCAACUGAGAUUUGAUGAAGGAUAUGAGCCUAUAUCUUGGAACACAAAAGCACAUGCAAUAAAAAGAAAGCAAUGCCCAUUAUUGUUACAAAUAGAACCACAUGGUAUUGUUUGUUUUUACUUUCUUGUGAUAUUAAUCCAACAAUUCUUUAUACUUCACUCAGAAAAGGUCCAGAAAAGUCAGACUUUUCAAAAUCUGAGAACAUCUGCAUUCAAGGACACUAUCAUGAUAAUGGGGAUAUUCAGUACUUGGAAAGCACAUGGUUAAUGGCCAUUUUUGAAACUGCCCUAAUAUUUUUGUGCACUAUAUUAAUUUGUUAUUGCAUUCCUCUCUGAUCCUAUAGAGAACAUACAGAGCGUGAAAUCCUGUGCAGAUGUGUAAUCAGAUGUCUAAUCAGCGUUUCUUGGUCCUUUUGGUGCUGCUUGCUGGCUUGACCUCUGGAGUUGUUUUCUUUGGAGGAGCAGGGCGUGUUACUGGUGGUGGGGAGGGUGGAGUUGUUAUCUUUCUCUCUGCAACACAAACAGAGUAAAGACAUGAAUGUCCACUGCACGUUUCUGCUUCAUUAAAGUCAUUAAAUCGA
Molecule: messenger RNA, 1682 nt
Organism: Solea senegalensis (Senegalese sole)
Lineage: Eukaryota; Metazoa; Chordata; Actinopteri; Pleuronectiformes; Soleidae
Gene: nphs2
Product: NPHS2 stomatin family member, podocin
Exons: 7
Coding region: 9-1082 (357 amino acids)
Cellular component (GO): plasma membrane
Source: RefSeq, a predicted model, not a curated record